This is a messenger RNA of Oryctolagus cuniculus (rabbit), 5032 nucleotides long. RefSeq names its product abhydrolase domain containing 15 (gene ABHD15). The record is from RefSeq and is a predicted model, not a curated record. Gene Ontology annotation, biological process: lipid metabolic process. NCBI's taxonomy places the organism in Eukaryota, Metazoa, Chordata, Mammalia, Lagomorpha, Leporidae. Gene Ontology annotation, molecular function: short-chain carboxylesterase activity; monoacylglycerol lipase activity.
AUGCCGCCGUGGGCCGCUGUCCUGGCGCUGUGCCUGGCCGUUCUCACCCUGCUCCUCCUGCUCGGCCCGCGGCUUGGGCGCCCCUGGAGGCGCGCCGUCGGAGCCAGGACCCGGCCGCGGGCUCCGGGCCAAGACGGCGAGGAGGAGGCAGCCGGCGGAGGCCCCUCGGAUCAGUUCGGCGACGGGCGCGAGCCGCUGCCGGGGGGCUGCAGCCUGCUUUGUAAGCCGUCGGCGCUGGCCCAAUGCCUGCUGCGCGUGCUGCGGCGCUCGGCUGCGUUGGGGCCGGCUCCGCGCUCCUGGCUCUCCGGGCCCCACCUGCAGACCCUCGUCCACUUCGUCCUGCCGGCCGGGCCCGGGCCUGAGCUGGCCCGGGAGUACCUGCAGUUGGCAGACGACGGGCUGGUGGCCCUGGACUGGGUCGUAGGACCUUGCGCUCAGGGCCGCCGGGUCACCGGCGCCGGGGGCUUUCGGGCGGUGCUGCUGGUGAUCCCCAAUGCGUGGGGGCGCCUCACCCGCAAUGUGCUGGGCCUCUGCCUGCUGGCCAUGGAACGCGGCUACUACCCGGUCAUCUUCCACCGCCGCGGCCACAACGGCUGCCCGCUGGUCAGCCCCCGGCUGCAGUCCUUCGGGGACCCGUCGGACCUCAAGGAGGCGGUCACUUACAUCCGCUUCCGACACCCUGCGGCCCCGCUGUUCGCGGUGAGCGAGGGCUCGGGCUCGGCGCUGCUGCUGUCCUACCUGGGCGAGUGCGGCUCCUCAAGCUACGUGACCGGCGCCGCCUGCAUCUCGCCGGUGCUGCGCUGCCGCGAGUGGCUCGAAGCCGGCCUUCCGUGGCCCUACGAGCGGGGCUUUCUGCUCCACCAGAAGAUCGCCCUCAGCAGGUACGCCACGGCCCUGCAGGACACGGUGGACACCAGCAGGCUGUUCAGAAGCCGCACCCUGCGGGAGUUCGAGGAGACCCUCUUCUGCCACACCAAGACCUUCCCCAUCAGCUGGGACACCUACUGGGACCGCAACGACCCCCUCCGGGACGUGGACGAGGCGGCCGUGCCCGUGCUGUGCAUCUGCAGUGCCGACGACCCCGUGUGCGGGGCCCCGGACCUCACCCUGCCCGCCGAACUCUUCCACAGCAACCCCUACUUCUUCCUGCUGCUCAGUCCUCGCGGAGGCCACUGCGGCUUCCUGCGCCGGGAGCCCCUGCCGGCCUGGAGCCACGAGGUCAUCCUGGACUCCUUCAGGGCCUUGACUGAGUUCUUCCGGAUGGAAGAGAGGCUGAAAGGGCUGAGCAGGCGCCGAGCGUCAGUCUUAGGGGGCCGGCGUCGCUGGGGAAGCCUGCAGAAGCGGGAGGUCUCUCCCUCUUCCAGUCUGGAGGAGGGCUUUAGCUGGAAGCGAUCAUACACGAGGUGAGACCUGGCCUGAGCCCCUCCCCCCGCCCCGUCCUUCGUGGAAGAGCAGAGCUGGGCAUGGGGGUGUCCCACAAAGCUGCUGAGGGCUGCUUCGGGGAGCUCCCGCUCAGUGCCCCUGAUUCAGGCCCCUCUCUCUUAAGCUGCUCUGUGGAAAGAGAUGGAACUUCCAGCAAGCUUGCACUCACCAUGCCCUGCACAAAACUGCCCAGGCUCUCGCUGGUCCAGCACCCGGGGCACUCCCGGCACUGUCACCAAUCACUGGCUUCAUAAGCCAAAGAACAGCACCUUUUAAGUCUGCGGGCCCAGGAGAAAAAUGCUCUUAGUAGCAGUGGCUCCAGGGAAGCUGGGUUCAUGCGUGCCGGUGCACCGCUCUGUCCCACACAGACAGCUCAGCGACCCUGGCUCUGAGCAGGAGCCACUUGAUGGAGAAAGGACAGGAUGUUUGUGUCUCGGCCCCACUUCCCUCAUCUGCUCUGUGGUUGGGGCGCUCCGCUGUGACUGCGUCGGCAGCUGUGGCAGCAGCCCCCGGGUUGCGUGACUGUUGCAGGCUUGGCCGGGCAUGAGGAGGGCGGCAGAGGCGGGCAGUGCAGUGUGAGGUUCACUCGGGGAGAAUGUGAGCGCCCAUCUGGGCUGCUGAGGUGCAUCUCAAAGAGGAGCUCUGCAAGUCUCCGCUGGAAGGGGGCUUUGGCCUGGGCCCCCGGGCCCCCGGGAGAGAUGCCAAGGGCGCUGCAGGAACAAGCGCACCUCACACGUGGCCUCAGGACUCUGCCAGGCACGACUGCUGCAGGCAGGCUCCCUGGGAUGCUGGCUCCAGCACAUUCAGGGAUUCCUCCGAAACCGCCCACCAGAAUAGUUCUCCUGAGAUGAGGGCUUUAUUUAAUCAGUGAAAGGUACAGUCCUCAUAACCGAGGCUUUCUGGAGAGUUGUUCCCUCCCUGACACGACCACUAGCCUCUCCCUUUCAGAGUUAAGGGGACCAGAGAAGACAAAAGCACAGAUCAGCGCUGACUGCCUGAGCAUGUUUGUCUGCUCAGUUGUACAGAAGGCACAAAAGCUGUUGUCGGGAUCUGGCUACUCAGUGACUAAGCGGGUGUUUGGUUUCAUGAGGAACAAACACUGCAGACUGGAGUCAGAUGCAGUGUACAGACUGAUCCACAGAUCCUGCUUUGGAUCGGGCCAUGGUGACGAUGAUUUUGGCAAUAGGAGCUCUGGUUCCAUGUGUUACUAAAAUUCCAAAGCUUUGCCCAAAGUUUUAAAUUUGUCAUUGAGAAAGAGGGCACCUGUGUUGACCUCAAAACAGCACAGUGCUAUUGAAGAGAAGUCUGUGUCAAAAGCCACCUCCAAGGCUUGGUUUGGCCAUGAUUUCAUGUUUGCACAACCUGCCCCUGUCUUACUCAUUUGUAUUAAAUAAGAAUCUCUCAACUAACUCCAGGAAUUUAAACUGAAAAGCAUUGAGUGUCUGAUGUACAUUAUACUCUUGUGAAAAAAUUCUUCCACCUCCCUACUUCCUGCUCCUCCUCCUCCUCCUGACACACUUCACCAUUUCUGAACAGGAGAAACAAAAAGGAACUGAAAUCUGAAGAAGUUGCUCUAGCUGGUGAACCACCUUGGUUUAAGGCUUGGUGAGGGAGAAUGGCUGACAUGGGUCUCCCAGGCCAACAUCCUGUACAGUGGGGAUUUCAACUAGUUGGGGGCCUGCAGUCCCGCGUGCCCUAGGAUCACUGAGCAUCGACUGCAAAGUGGGAAGCAGCCACGUGGUCCUUCAUGCUAAGACCUAAGGAUCCCUGAGGGUAAAAACCUGGAUAGUUUCUCUGGGCCAGAGACCCCAGGACUCGGGGUCGAGAUUAGCUGGUGGAGAAAUGGUGGCUCCCUUCUUAAAGGAGAGAGCUUGCCAGGGAGAAUACUUCACAGCUGCGGUCUUCCGGCUCUCAGAAGGGUGGCAGAACAGCCCGAGUGCAGCUUCCCUGGGCCCGUUACCUAAACCCUGCAUCGUCCUCCUCUGUGGCCCUCCUCCUGCCAGGUGUGGCGCAUUGCACGUCCCCUUAUCUUCCCAUCACCGCUUGAAGACCAGGGCUGAAGAGCCCCUUUUUGCCAAGAAAGCGUGAUUCCUGUUCACGCAGGAAAAGGUCUGGGUAACCCUGUCCGUUAGCCCAGAUUGGCGCUGCUUUGCUGAACAGCUCAUCAUGGAAACCACGGAGCAGCCCCAGGCACGCAGUCUGGAGGGGGUGCAGCUGCUGGAACAGAAUGGCAAGUGUGAGUUUGAGGAACCAAGAACCAGCAGCACACACCCCAAAGCAGUGCCACUGCGUGUCUGCAGGUGGAGGCCCCUGUGCUUGUUUGCCCUUCUUUCGGUCUCUUCGUUAUUUGAUAAACACCUGCAAGUGGUAGGGGAAGAAAACACAAUCCAAAGCCUGGUGACGAGUUUCAGCAGUGGAGACCCAGUCCUCCUGGGUCAGAAUGCAGGAAGCAGGCAGCUGUCAAGCUCUGGGCUCUGACAUCAAGACCGGGCUAAACUCAACUCAAUUCCCAUGAAGACUUAGUAUUUCCUGUACUCACACAAAGGCUUCCAGGGUGGCUUGGCUGGAGAUGGCAGUGUGAAAAACAAGUCACCCAAUUCUCUUUUAGAGAAGACAUCACCUCAGUUUUGAGUGAAGAUGUUCUAAGACUUGAUUACCAUCAGAAAAGAGGUCUCAAGGCAGGAAGUGUCAUCUUGGCCUUGCACAUAACCUCAAAAGAGCCCAGUCAGAAACUCCUCUGAACUCAUCUUCCACCAAAACCGCAAGAUUCUUUGUCAGACAAGUUCCCUUCCUUUAGAAAUGAACUUUAGCCUGAGUUCCUCUCCCUGCUGAAACCAACAGAUGUAGCUGGCUGGUUUGGGAGAACUUGAUGACAAUGCCAGUAGAGAGUACUGGCAAGCUGCAAAGGAUGACAUCAGAAAUUGAUCUCACCAGUUGUCUCAGUUUGCAGAGAUUAACUUAGGAAAGCUUGCGAAGUUCUGCACGGGGAAUGAGUGCCUCAGAAAGGCCUAAGUCCCAUGCUAUCGGUGGGACAGUUAAGCUCGACUCCCCUUGGCACAUACCAGAGAGAUGUGUCAAGAAGGGAAGGUGGCCCUGUCAUCCGAGAAUCUGUGAACUGAAGCGAUGCGAAUGAGCUCAGAGAGCUGUAAAGACUUCUGGCUAGGUUUUGGGUUUCGCUUCUCGGCCUUUCGGCCAAGAUCAAGUGUAGGAUUGGGGUUUGAGGAUCAGUAGACCACAGUCCGGAUACCAGUGGGAGUUGGGAGAUGACAGAUUUUUAUGGAAAUAAACCUGCCACAAUGAUCAAACCAACAGCAAAUAGGGGCCGGCACUGUGGCGUAGCAGGUAAAGCCGGCACCUGCAAUGCUAGUAUCCCAUAUAGGCACUGCUUUGAGUCCCAGCUGUUCCACUUCCGAUCCAGCUCUCUGCUAUGGCCUGAAAAAGCAGUAGAAGAUGGCCCAAGUGCCUGGGCCCCUGCAUCCAUGUGGGAGACCUGUUAGAGGCUCCUGGCUCCUGGCUUCAGAUCGGCCCAGCACAGGCCCUGUGACCAUUUGAUGGAAGACCUCUCUACCUCUGCCUCUCAAAUAAAUGAAAUUUCAAGAAAAAGAAGAAA